GAGAGUGGACUGUUCUUUUUUGUUUAUUGCACUUGUAUUUAAACCCAUGUUCAAGAUGUGUUGGCUAAUAUAAUUGCUGUGUAAUGGGCAACUGCCUUGUUGGAAGUCAUAAACUUUGUCUUAGUGUUUCUGCAAAGAAACCUCACAGGCUCUUGAGGUGUCUCUUAUAAUUGCUUCUCUGGUUAGGAUCCAAAGACGUUUCCACAGUAAGGGGUAAAUCACUGCGCAGCACUGAAGCCAGGCCGAUGGAGAGUUAGACUUGUACCUUCCUUCCCCGCAAUCCCCAUAAUAACCUUCCCACGACUGCUACUCAGCCAUGAAAGAGCCAUUACGCUAAUCACUCUUCCUGCCAUGCAGCAGAGUCGGAAAGAAAAAGGGCGUGAGUGUGUUUUACCUGGCCGGUGAAUUUCGGAGGGAUGGUUUCAAAAACAGAGCAAGUUUUCAUUGGGUGCCGGAGGAAGACACGACUGAGAUAGGAAUGUUUGGAGAUACUGUGGAUAUUGAUUAUAUCCGAUCCUGCUGCAGUCUAUCUUUCUCUUCCUUCUCUCGCAGAUCUCUUCAUCAGCCGGUGUUGGACCUGCAGGCUGCCAGCAGGAGGGGUGCAGGGAGGGGUGAUAGAUAAAUAAAUAACCCAAUAAAGGAUGCAUUGAGAGGAUGUGUGUGCAGCCAAGAGAAGAGGGUGCCUGCUUAAACAGUCCCGAGUCUUGUUGAAGGCUGGCUGCACUGCAGAGCAGGGGGAAAAGCACAGAGAAGGGACCUUGAAGGAUUUUGGGCUGUACUGCAGAACGAUGCCACUGCAGUACAGCACUGACACAGAGGCACAAAGGACCCCUGACCUCCUCACAUCAGGUGAGAACUUAAUUCAGAGCUGAUAUCAGAGGCCUUCAUGCCUCAGGAGGAGAGGGAGGCAGAGAAACAAAAAGAAGGGGAGGGAAGCAGAGGAGGAGGAGGAGGGUAAUGGUGCUGUAUUUUUGGAUAAGGGAUCUCCUGAAUUAAGUGUGGCUGGAAUAAAGAUGUAGUGUGAGCAGGAGGCUGAACAAGGACGGUGCUGUGCUCUACUGUGGUGGAGAGGAGUGGAGCAGACGCCUGGCAGACUCACACUCGCACACACUGGCUCAGAGAGACUGAGAGAGAAAGAGAGAGAGCCCAGCGUCACAUCUGCGGGGCUGGGAAGCCUUUCAUCUCACUUCCUCUCACCUGCUGCCCUCCCUCUUCAGUCCUGGUGAUUCCCAGCCCCCCUUCAUUCCUCUCCCACCUCCUCCCUUUGUCAGUGUCCUGUCCUGCAUCCAAAAGUCCUCAUUCUGUCUGGUCCACACCUGAGAAUACAGACUAUCAAGAGGCUAUGGCUGGUUACCCCCCCACCAACCUGCAAUGCACCUAUGACUUCAUACAGCACUUCUGGAUCCUGUCUACUUCUGUAAGGGCUGAGAAUGCAUGAUUGCCCAUGAUCAUCCCCUACCAUUACUCACAAGACAAACAGACCUGAGAACAACAUUGUGCCGCUUAUUGGAUUAAAUAGAUUUAUUAAAGGCAUAAACAAGGAUUUGAGAUAAUUGAGCUCUCAUGGACUGAUCUCCACCCGGGUCGUGAAUAUCUCAUCAUGACAACAAUGCCCUCUCACUUUGGCACUGCAGUGCGGAUCUUCAUCACCACCCUAUUUGCGGCAGUGGUGCUUUUUGCCAUCCUACUGGCUUAUGUGACAGGUUACCAGUUCAUCCACACCGAGCAGCACCACCUGUCUUUUGGCUUGUAUGGUGCCUUUCUAUCCCUUCACCUCCUCCUGCAGAGCCUCUUCGCUUUCCUAGAACACCGGCAAAUGCGUGGCCCUUCCAGACCCCAGCACCUGAGGCGCACCGUGGCCCUCUGCAUCGCAGCCUAUCAGGAGGAUCCAGACUACCUUCGCAAGUGUCUUCGAAGCAUUCGCCGCAUUUCUUUUCCCGGGCUUAAAGUUGUGCUCGUGGUGGAUGGGAAUCGGCAGGAGGAUGCUUACAUGAUGGACAUCUUCCAGGAGGUUAUGGGGGGAGUGGAGCAGACAGGCUGUGUGGUGUGGAAGGGAAAUUACCAUAGCGAUGGGGAUGGGGGAGGAGGGAAAGGCUCGUUGCAUGCUGAGGAGGCUGCACGGGUGGCCAGGGUGGUGCGGAGCUCCCGUUACUCCUGCAUCAUUCAAGAAUGGGGCGGCAAGAGGGAGGUCAUGUAUACAGCCUUCAAAGCACUGGGAGAUACUGUGGAUUACAUACAGGUAUGUGAUUCCGACACUGUACUUGAUCCAGCAUGCACCAUUGAGAUGCUGAAGGUUCUAGAGGAGGAUCCGGAAGUGGGUGGGGUUGGAGGAGAUGUUCAGAUUCUGAACAAGUACGACUCCUGGAUCUCCUUCCUGAGCAGUGUCCGGUACUGGAUGGCCUUCAACGUGGAGCGGGCAUGCCAGUCUUACUUCGGAUGUGUGCAGUGUAUCAGUGGACCUCUGGGAAUGUACCGCAACUCUCUUCUUCAGCAGUUCCUGGAGCCCUGGUACCAUCAGACCUUCCUAGGAAGCAAGUGCAGCUUCGGGGAUGAUCGCCACCUCACCAACCGCGUCCUCAGCUUUGGCUACAAAACCAAGUUCACGGCACGCUCACAAUGCCAAACCGAGACCCCCACGCAAUAUCUGCGCUGGCUCAAUCAGCAGACCCGCUGGAGCAAGUCUUACUUUCGAGAGUGGCUCUACAACGCCCUUUGGUUCCACAAGCACAGCCUCUGGAUGACCUAUGAAUCGGUGGUCACAGGGUUCUUCCCUUUCUUUCUGGUGGCUACAGUCAUCCACCUGUUCUACCGAGGCCGGUUAUGGAACAUCUUGCUCUUCUUGCUAACAGUCCAACUGGUGGGCAUGGUGAAAGCCACCUAUGCCUGCUUCCUGCGGGGCAGGCUUGUCAUGAUCUUCAUGUCACUGUAUUCACUACUCUACAUGUCAAGCCUGCUGCCUGCUAAGAUUUUUGCCCUGUUUACUAUUAACAAAGCAGGUUGGGGAACAUCAGGCAGGAAAAAGAUAGUGGUAAACCUUAUUGGGGCUGUGCCUGUGACCAUGUGGGCAGCUAUACUACUCGGUGGCGUGGUUUACACCAUUUACUGUGAGGUGCAAGAGCCAUUUAGUGAGACAGAAAAGGCUCUUCUCAUUGCAGGCACCAUCCUCUAUGCCUGUUACUGGCUCAUACUCUUGGUGCUCUACCUGGCCAUAGUGGCUAAGCGCUGUAACAAAAGAGAGGAACAGUAUCACCUAUCUUAUGCCGAAGCCUAGCAUGGUCUCUCCAAAAGAUCUCUAUAUGCUGUCAGGGCUCAUUUGAAAUGGCCCCGUCUUUACCUGGUGCUGCAAUCUUGGUUAUAAUUAUAGAUCAUGUCCAAGUCCAAGCUGUCGGAUGUUGGAUGGUUAUUUUUUAGCCAUGUUAGCUAAGUUGUUAGCUAUGGCUACUUGAGAGUUUUCAAACAGUGGAGUUUUUGAGAGAGUCAUAAAUUACAAAAGCUGACAUCAGGAAUGGUGCUUCUCCAGAUUAUAAAGCACACAAUAAGGAGGCGGCCAGCCAAGGCGGGAACAAAAAGUUGAGCCAAAGGUUAUUGUAAGUUAAUGUAGUUAAGCUGGCACACUCAUAUUAAGUUAAGGGGCUAUAUUGGUGCUUGGACUUAUAAUUAGAUAGAACGUGGAUAGAGAGAUGUGUGCCAACACUUGAUGAAACCUGCAUAAGAGUUUGCCAAACCCAGUCAGUAUUUUAACGUCUUUUAUCUGACAAUCCAGCAUAAUUCUAUAUUUCAUCAUUAGAAAUUGUGGUGCUGCUGAUCCUUUUGUGGGGUAGCAUGAUAGAAAAUUCAAGAAAGAACAAACAGCAUUUAAAUUAGACUUUUAUGGUACUCCACAAAUAUUUACUAUACUGUACAUGUUUACAUUUCAAGAUGUAUAUAGUAACAUUCAGUUCCAGUAAAUGGAUAGUGUCAGGCAACCAAAGAUGAUUUUCUCUAGCAUCUAGAAUGUUUUGUUCCAGUGUGUUAGGUUAAAAAAAAAUGGAGGAAAGAUUGGUUUUCUAUUUUUAUUCCCAUUCUCCUUUUUUACCUUCAAGACAAACUUAGUAGAAAUAUAAGCUAAAUUUGUUUUUUAAUUAUUUUCAAUAUACCAGAGACAUAACAAACAUGGUCAGUAAUACUUAAACCAUUUUUCCCCUUUUUCUGAGAACUUCAA
Cyprinus carpio (common carp) is the source of this 4201-nucleotide messenger RNA. RefSeq names its product hyaluronan synthase 3-like. Gene Ontology annotation, molecular function: hyaluronan synthase activity. Gene Ontology annotation, biological process: hyaluronan biosynthetic process; extracellular matrix assembly. Lineage: Eukaryota; Metazoa; Chordata; Actinopteri; Cypriniformes; Cyprinidae. The transcript is spliced from 5 exons. The record is from RefSeq and is a predicted model, not a curated record. Bases 1601 to 3271 code for a protein of 556 amino acids.